UAGGCGUUGAAGCUGUAGAAGGAACACCCUGUUAAUUUUCCGACUCGGCUUAUUUAUCAGGUGGUUGGCUGGCUGCAGUGUGUGGUUGAUGGAGUCUGUGGGGGGCAAUCCUCUCCCUUACCCCCAGCUUUCUUUGUGCGCGGUUGUCCUUUCCACCUCUGGCCUGCUUAGCCAAACUCUGAUCAUAAACUUCUCACCCAGACCAUCUUGGGCUGGCCAUUCUCUUUAGGUAGGGCCCCCUCAGCAAACUGCCCCCAGGCUACUCUCUAAUGGAUCUAGAAGGCAUGAGAAAGUUAAACUCCCAAGACCCUGUGGGGCUGUGAGUCCAGGGUGAGCACUUCAGCGCGGAAGGAGCGCAGGCAGACCACCAUUUGUUACCUACUCUGCUUGAUUGAGUUGGGCUAAAUGCCCUGACAACUUCCGAAGAGAUGUGCUUUUCAGACACUGAUUUUAGGGGAGUGGGGUGAAGUGUGGGAGAAGAAGGGAAGGGGAGAGCGAGUGUCUAGUAACCUGAACAAAGGUGAACAUUUUUUGAUAUUGUGAGCCAUCAGUUAUCAGAAUGUGGGUAAGGUGUAGCUGUGAUUAUGCCGAUGUAGCUACUCAUGGGACCCAAGUAUUGACCCCGGUGGUAGCUUUCACAUACUUGAUAGCAAAAAAAAAAAAAAAAAAAAAAAAAGCCACCAAUAGCACUUUGCAUGGAUGCCUGUAUGUCUCUCUCUGUGUCUACUUUGUCACCUGCGCUGCCCUCCCCCUUUUUCUCCAUAACAAUUAGUGAAUCUAUGGGUACAUGACCUUCUGGCACUGUACGCUUGUGGCCAUUCUGUGAAGUGAGUUAGGAGGACAAAGAUCUAGGCCAACUUUCCCUAGUGACAUUCCCGUUCCCCAGACAAUCGUAUUUGUUGUCAAUCUCACUUGUUAUUGGUGACAUCAUCAGAACUUUGAUUUAUUUGCGAUGGAAUCCUCCCUCCCACCCCCAAAUAAGACUUUAUGUAAGCCUUAACGGACCUUGGCUCAGGAUUUUGGAAGUGAUCUUCGUCACCAGGUUUCAAGAUGCUACGAGUACAAAGGACCAAACUGGGCAGGCUGGGGCUCAGCUUGUACAAAGGGCUUCACCACAAGGCUGUGAUGGCCCUGAGGCGGGAGGAUGUGAACGCCUGGGAGCGGAGGGCACCCCUGGCCCCCCGGCACAUCAAAGGGAUCACCAACCUGGGGUACAAAGUCUUAAUACAGCCUUCCAAUCGGCGGGCCAUUCAUGACAAGGAAUAUGUUAAAGCUGGUGGCAUUCUUCAGGAAGAUAUUUCUGAAGCUUGUCUAAUUUUGGGAGUUAAAAGACCCCCGGAGGAAAAAUUAAUGUCUAAGAAGACUUAUGCAUUCUUCUCCCACACAAUAAAGGCUCAGGAGGCCAACAUGGGCUUGUUGGAUGAGAUUCUAAGAAAGGAAAUCCGACUGAUCGAUUAUGAGAAAAUGGUGGAUCAUAGAGGAAUACGGGUAGUGGCAUUUGGACAGUGGGCAGGUGUAGCAGGGAUGAUCAACAUUUUACAUGGAAUGGGGUUAAGGCUCCUUGCUUUGGGACAUCACACACCUUUUAUGCACAUUGGCAUGGCUCAUAACUACAGGAACAGCAGUCAGGCUGUGCAAGCCAUCCGCGAUGCCGGCUAUGAAAUAUCUCUGGGUUUGAUGCCAAAAUCGAUAGGGCCCUUGACAUUUGUGUUCACAGGGACUGGUAAUGUAUCUAAGGGAGCCCAAGAAAUCUUCAAUGAGUUACCUUGUGAAUAUGUGGAGCCACACGAAUUAAAAGAAGUUUCCCAAAAUGGAGACCUGAGAAAAGUCUAUGGGACGGUGUUAAGUCGCCAUCAUCAUCUUGUCAGGAAAACAGAUGGUGUGUAUGAUCCUGUAGAGUAUGACAAAUAUCCUGAGCGCUACAUAAGUCGUUUUAAUACUGAUAUUGCACCCUAUACAACUUGUUUAAUUAAUGGAAUCUACUGGGAACAAAACACCCCUCGAUUACUAACUCGCCAAGAUGUCCAGAGCCUCUUGGUUCCGGGCAAGUCCUCGGUUGCUGGUGUGGAAGGCUGCCCCACAUUACCACACAAACUUGUGGCAAUAUGUGACAUUUCAGCUGACACAGGAGGAUCUAUAGAGUUUAUGACUGAAUGUACGACAAUAGAACAUCCCUUUUGUAUGUAUGAUGCAGACCAGCAUAUUAUUCAUGACAGUGUCGAAGGCUCGGGGAUUCUGAUGUGUUCCAUUGACAAUCUGCCAGCACAGCUUCCAAUUGAAGCUACAGAAUACUUUGGAGACAUGCUUUACCCUUACGUUGAAGAAAUGAUAUUAUCAGAUGCAACACAGCCUCUUGAAAGUCAGAAUUUUUCUCCAGUGGUGCGGGACGCAGUGAUUACAUCCAACGGUACAUUGCCUGAUAAAUAUAAAUAUAUCCAGAAACUCCGAGAGAACAGGGAGCUUGCUCAAUCACUUUCAAUGGGCACCAAGAAAAAGGUCUUGGUUCUUGGAUCUGGUUAUGUAUCUGAGCCUGUACUGGAAUAUCUGUCGAGAGAUGACAGUAUACAAAUAACAGUAGGCUCUGAUAUGAAGAACCAAACUGAACAGUUAGUCAAGAAAUAUAAUAUUAAUCCUGUUAGCAUGGACGUUAGUAAACAAGAAGAGAAAUUGAGCUCCUUGGUGGCAAAACAGGACCUUGUCAUCAGCUUGUUGCCUUAUGCAUUGCAUCCUCUUGUGGCCAAGGCAUGCAUCACAAGCAAAGUUAACAUGAUCACCGCAAGCUACAUCACACCGGAACUAAAAGAAUUAGAAAAGAGUGUGGAAGACGCUGGCAUCACAGUUAUUGGCGAACUGGGACUGGACCCUGGUCUUGACCAUAUGUUGGCAAUGGAAACUAUAGAUAAGGCCAAGGAAGUGGGAGCCACGAUUGAAUCUUAUAUUUCCUACUGUGGCGGGCUUCCAGCCCCGGAACACUCGGACAACCCUCUGAGAUACAGAUUCAGCUGGAGUCCAGUGGGAGUUUUGAUGAACAUAAUGCAGCCUGCCACCUACCUGCUCAACGGAAAGGUUGUGAAUGUCGCAGGGGGCAUCUCCUUUCUUGAUGCAGUGACCCCCAUGGAUUAUUUCCCCGGAUUAAAUUUGGAAGGCUAUCCUAACAGAGACAGUACGAAGUAUGCUGAGAUUUACGGCAUCCCAUCUGCGCACACUCUGCUGCGGGGGACACUGAGGUACAAGGGUUAUGCCAAAGCUUUGAAUGGAUUUGUAAAACUGGGUCUCAUAAACAGAGAUCCAUUUCCUGCCCUUCGACCUGAGGCCAACCCUCUCACCUGGAAAGAACUCCUUUGUGAACUUGUUGGGAUUUCACCCUCCUCCACGCAUGAUGUGCUUAAGGAAGCUGUCUUUAAGAAAUUAGGAAGAGACAAUACCCAGCUGGAGGCUGCUGAACGGUUGGGCUUACUUGGGGAUGAACAAGUCCCUCGAGCAGAGUCUGUGGUGGAUGCACUCUCCAAGCAUUUGGCCAGGAAACUCUCCUAUGGCCCUGGAGAGAAAGAUAUGAUUGUGAUGAGAGACAGUUUUGGAAUCAGACAUCCUUCCGGACAUUUAGAAAAUAAAACCAUUGACCUUGUGGUUUAUGGGGACGUCAAUGGCUUUUCAGCCAUGGCGAAAACUGUGGGGUUACCCACUGCUAUGGCAGCCAAGAUGUUGCUUGAUGGUGAAAUUAAAGCUAAAGGCCUGAUGGGGCCCUUUUCAAAGGAGAUCUAUGGACCAAUUUUGGAGCGAAUUCAAGCAGAAGGCAUUAUAUAUUCAGCACAGAGCAUAAUCACACCAUAACUGAGAAUUAUAUCUUGUUAUCUUCCCAUGUAGCGUCGUUUUGAACAUUUGUGCAACAAACAUGCUUGCUAAUGUACUACUUUGAAAUAUAAAGCAUGAUAUUUUUUUUGAGUCAGUCAAUGUAAUGAUAUUUUUAAAAUAUAAGUCUCUAUUUUAAUAUGAAAGCAUUUGGAAAAGGAGAUGCCAGUAAUUACCAGAGAAGUUUAAUAAUUCUACAUGUAUUUUUUUCACGUGUAUGUAAAAGUGAUGAUUGUGUUAUAUGUUAAUUUAUUGUGCAGCCUUUUUUCUUAUAAGAAUAUAUUUUCCUAUCAUCAGCAGAUAAACUUUUAUCUUUUUUGGUAAGAAAAAAAUUUUUCCACAGCUAUAUUUUUGUAUUUUUCAAAUGAGUCAGUUAGACACUUUUAGAUUACUUACCUAUGAACCUUUGCAAUAGUUCUGUUUUAUGGCUUUUUGGUAAAAUUAUGAUUUAUCUAGUAAAUAACAUUUCUUAUAGUUUUCUUUUGAGCAUUUGGAAAAAGAAAUAGGUAAGAUUAAAUGAAAAUCCACAUGAUCACCUUGUUAGAGACAGAAAAAGCAUUUAACAAAAUCUAACACCCUUUCAUAAUAGAAAGACUCAAUAAACUAGGAACUGACUUUUUUUAACCUGAUAAAGAACAUCUAUGAAAAACCCAUAGCUAGCAUCACAUUUAAUGAUGAAAGGCUGAAGGAUUUCCCCUUGAAAUCAGAAACAAGACAGUAAUAUUUGCUUUUGGCUCUUCUACUCAACUUGUACUGGAGGGUCUAACCAGGGCAAUUAGGCAAGAAAAUGAAAUUAAACACAUCCAUAUUUGGAAAGAAGAAGUAAAACUAUCUCUAUUUGGAGAUGGUAUGAUCUUAUAUAUAGAAAAUCCAAAAGAAGACUUUAAG
This is a messenger RNA of Prionailurus viverrinus (fishing cat), 4737 nucleotides long. RefSeq names its product aminoadipate-semialdehyde synthase (gene AASS). The record is from RefSeq and is a predicted model, not a curated record. Gene Ontology annotation, molecular function: saccharopine dehydrogenase activity. Lineage: Eukaryota; Metazoa; Chordata; Mammalia; Carnivora; Felidae. The transcript is spliced from 24 exons. The coding region runs from base 1051 to 3831 and encodes 926 amino acids. Gene Ontology annotation, cellular component: cytoplasm.